UCUGCUGUCUAGUUUUGUCGAUGUUUAAUUGAGGUUAUGAGUCGCCCGCUAGAGAAUAUUACUGCAAUGAAUCCGAGUGAUUUUAAGGAAACUUCGUGUAGGCUUUGCCUUAAAAAUAUAACAGAAGAAAGCUUCGAAGUAAUAGACGAUGCUACGAGAGAUAUUCUAGAUGUUUUUUUGCUGAAACUGAAAUUUGGUGACGGAAGCAAAGUAAUAUGUAAUGCUUGUAGAGUAAAACUGAAUGCAGCGUUAGAAUUUAAAACGAUGUGUUGGAAUACUGAUAACACAAUUAUUUCGUAUAUGGAUUGCGAGAAAAUGUUACAGCUAGAUUUAAGAGAAGUUUAUAUGAAAGAAAAGGCAAGCGAACAGUUAACUGAUGUUUCGUACGAUCAAAAAAUUUGUCGAUUGUGUAUGCAACCAGCAGAUAGUGAAUUUAGAUGUAUACUUGAAGAGGAACUCGAUAUUAUUGAGAAAUUCAUUCCGGAAAUGAACAUAAUCAUCGUCAAAGAUCCCGUUGUAUGUAAAGCGUGCCUCGAUUCUCUGUGCUAUCACAACAGUUUUCUAAAAGGUUGUUUAGAAGUACAGGAUAAAAUUAGAACCUUUUGUGAUAGUUCAACCACAGAUGGACAAAUACUUGCAUCAUCAUCUGAUUUACGUAUUAAGACUGAACACUUGGAGGAAGAAUCCGAUGUAAAAGAAAUGGAAAUAUCAAUUAAAACUGAAUUUGCCGAGGUGAAAUCGGAAGAAAGUGUGGAGGGAAGAAGCGGCGAAUCUUCCUCGAAACGACGAAUAUACAAGUGUGAAAUGUGCGAUUACGCGAUGAAAUAUCACUCUGGCUUCAAGUGCCACCAGCAAAAACACAAGUACCCUUCGGAGGUCAAAAUGUACUCGUGCAAACACUGCGACUAUAAAACAAAAUACAAGUAUUACCUCACGUGCCACUCUCUGAAACAUAAAGACUCCUCGCAAGUGCAAAUGUUCAAAUGCGACGCCUGCGACUAUGAAGGUAGAUACAAGAAAAACUUGACCCGUCACCAGCUGACGCACAGGGAUUCCUCCCAGAUUCAAAUCUACAGGUGUAACGGUUGCGAUUUUAAAACCAAACACGAGCGUAACAUGAGACGUCACAUCUUGAAACACAAGGACCCGUCGGUGAUCGAAAUGUACACGUGCAAGGACUGCGAUUAUGAAAGUCGACAUAAGCGGUACCUCGUACGUCACACCUCAAACCAUAAAGACGCCUCGCAAGUGCCGAUUUUCAAGUGCGACGAGUGCGAUUACAAAUCGAAGUGCAAGACGAACUUGGCUCAUCACCAGUCGGUGCACAAGGUUCCCUCCGAGGUCGAAACGUUCAAGUGCAACGACUGCGACUUUCAAACUAAACACAAGAGCAAUAUCAGACACCACUUGCUGUCACACAGGGACCUUUCCGAAGUUCCGCUGUACAAGUGCAACUACUGCGGGUAUGAAACGAAGUACAGGAGAAAUUUGAAACGUCAUCAGUUGACACACAAAGAAUGUACAGUGAUUGAGUGAGACUAAGCACAACGUGAAACAUCAGACGUAGGUCCACAAAAAAAUGGUUACAGACGUUUAAGGGCAGCUGUUACAAUAUUUGGAAUUAAGGAUAAAUAAAAAAGAGGAAAAUUUUUUUCGAUUUUCUAUGUUUAUCAGGCUUUCCAAAUACGUCAUUAAAAUUAAUGACAUUAUGAUUGUAUCACCCUGUAUUACCUC
Anoplophora glabripennis (Asian longhorned beetle) is the source of this 1734-nucleotide messenger RNA. RefSeq names its product zinc finger protein 578-like. Bases 37 to 1536 code for a protein of 499 amino acids. NCBI's taxonomy places the organism in Eukaryota, Metazoa, Arthropoda, Insecta, Coleoptera, Cerambycidae. The transcript is spliced from 4 exons. The record is from RefSeq and is a predicted model, not a curated record. Gene Ontology annotation, cellular component: nucleus. Gene Ontology annotation, molecular function: zinc ion binding. Gene Ontology annotation, biological process: regulation of gene expression.